AUCACACAGGAUUGUUCAAGAAUUCCCUAUGAGCAACUGCUUAAAGAAGAUGAGUUUAUUAUGUCUUCUCAAAAAAAGUUGAAUAAUCAGAAGAAAGACAACAAAGAUGUUUGUAAAACACCAAAAAAACACCAGAAGAGUGAAAAAAAGCAUGUGUCUGUGUUAGGACAAAAUGACUGUAAAAAAAUUAGCAAAGAUGAAUCAACUGGACAAGUUAAAAAAAAGUCAAAUAAUAUGAAAGAUGUUUCAAAAAAUAUAAAAAAAAAACAGAAAAGUACAAAUAAGUGUACAUUUAUGUUAGAACAGAAUGACUGUAAAAAUAUUAGCAAAUAUGAUACAGCUCAAAGCAAAGAAGAUCCCCUUGGGUCUGUUGUUGAAUCUGGUUCCUCGGUAACAACAUCCCAAACAAAUUUAGUCGAGCACGAACAAGGCAAUACUUCAGAAGGGCAAACCCGUAGUAGGCGCUCGACUAGUAUGGCUGCCAGGGAUUUUAUCAAGUCUGUUUGUCAAAAACUCUACCAUGCAAAAAGUGGUCAGAAGUCUGGUGAAGAAGGUAAGAAUAAGGUUGUCCAGAAAAAGAUUCUAGAGAAAAAGUCACCAGAGCUAGAAAAUGAUAGUGAUAGCGAUUCAACUAUUUUUAUUCCAAAGUUGUUCCCAAAGAAUGCAGAUUCUGGAUAUUAUUCCAAUAGGAAAUAUUUUUCAUUUCUUCUGAAUUCCCAGAGGUCCUACUUUUUAUCCCGUAAUGGCAAGUAUCGGGGGAAAGACCACUGUCAAGACAAAGACAGGCUUAGUCGUCUUAAAAGCCAUGUUUCAGAUUUUUACGAAAUAGUGAAACGCGAACCAUUUCAUGGUCAGUCGGGAUGUAAGGUAAGACCUAAAGAUUCAGUUUGUGAUAGAGAAACUGAAAAAUCUGAAGAAGUAUUUAACAACAGACAAGAUUCUAAACAAAAAGUUCAAGAUGUCAGUGAUUCAGAAAUAGAAUUAAAAUUCUCAAAAAAAACAUUAACUCCUACCAUUCUGGGACAUUUUGAGUCAAGAGGUCGGGGCCAAAUGAAAGGUAAGGGUAUCGGACAGAAUGACAGAAAUAAAAGAACUUCUAAGACAGAGAAAAACAAAAAAGUUGAUUUAUUGAAAAAGGAUAAAAAAAAUGGGUCAAAAUCAUUUUAUUCACUCAAAAAGACUCGAGGAGGUAAACUUUCAUGUAAUUCAAAAAAACGUGUAGGUUUUGUUGAGCCGAAGGUACUGUCUGGUGAUAACCUUUAUCAGUUGAAAACUAUUGUAAAAAAAACUGGUAGAUUAUCACGAAAGACAACCAAUGAAGACUCUAACGCAUUAGUUAGUCAGCUUGGUUUACCACCACACUUAGAGGGACCUCCACCUGCAGAAGAAUUUCCUGGGAAUGAAACGCCCCUAAUUCAACCCAAAAAUCGGGUUUUUGUGUCUUUGCCAGAUAAAACUGUGGUGGAAGUGAGUUGUUCUGAUCGACAAAAAGUUCUGAUGAAAGCCGAGUCCAAGUUGAAAGCCCUUGCAAGUUCAAAUCUGAAUCAGGAUUGCAGUACCAUUGGUUUGCCCAAGCUUGAAGAGUGUACACUUGAUCCUUCCGAGGACAGUGGCACAUCCAAGUUACCCAACACUGUUCUGUUAAUCGAAAGUGAAUUACCAGUAGAAGAAGCAGAAAAUAAAGACAUAUUUGAGGGAGUAUAUCUCUUUUCUCAGGUUUUUUCACCUACUGAAAAAUUACAAAAGUGUAUGAUUUGUCCCGACAAAAUUCACCUGAAAACCGUCCGUGACCUUGAGAAACAUUACCGUAAGGUUCAUGAUCUAGCUUCCACGAUCAAAAAGGCUCAGUAUAAUGAGAACCACGUGUUUGUAUGCAUGCCUUCUAAUGUGAAUGAAAACACUGUUUUGAAAUCUAAGUGCCGCUUUUGUCAAGUUCUCCUAAGAAACGUCACUCAAGUUCAAGAACAUUAUUCUUCUGUGCAUGGAAAAGUAGUUCGCAAUAUUCCAGAGUCCCAGAUUUCAUUUUUGGGUAGAUUUUUCUACUGUAGCAUGUGUUCAUAUCCAUCAUCAACCAUUCUAUCACACCUUGACCACAUGAAAACUGUUCAUAGCAUGAAAACAUUUGUCUGUCGUCAUUGUAAUUUCUGCACACCUCAGCCUUACAAGUUAAGGCUUCAUGUUAGGCAGAGUCAUUUUGCAACUAUCAUAGACUCCAAGUGUCCUGUUUGCCAGAUAAAUUUCAAAGGAGAAUUGGUUAAACAUAUGAAACAGGCCCAUGCUGUACAGACUG
Molecule: messenger RNA, 2290 nt
Organism: Limulus polyphemus (Atlantic horseshoe crab)
Lineage: Eukaryota; Metazoa; Arthropoda; Merostomata; Xiphosura; Limulidae
Exons: 2
Source: RefSeq, a predicted model, not a curated record